UAAAAUCUGUUACCAAUAGAUUUCACCUUUAUCGUUUUAACUGUCUUGCAAACUUGGUCCUACCCAUUAUAUUUUAUUUGAAUGUGUAUGUUUUUCCUGUUUGAUGGAAGACAUUGGAGGCCUUGGGCUACCUUUUGGCAAAUUUAAAUUAGUGUUGUGCCAUGUGCUUCCCUGCUAUUAAAUUCUUUGCGGAUUUCCCGCCCUCCCUUCUAUACUCUGUCUUUGCAUUGUAUAUUAGGUAGAUUUUGCUUGAUUUCUUUUUAUCUAUUCAGGGGUGGAUCUUGUGGCAUAAGUUGAGCUACUUCUUUGCCAUAGUUGUUCCCCUCAAGCUGCUUAAAACUCACAUUUUUCCCGUUGGAGCUUACUUUUCAUUUUUUGUUGAACUCCAUGCUUACUAACUGUUGGCUGAUGGAGGAUUUCCAAGAAGAUAUUCUUGUCAUCAAAGAUGUGAUCCUCUAAGAUGAGAAGAUAUUCUUCAUAUCAAGAUAUGAUCCUCUAAGAUCUUAGUAUAAUUGUGGUAAUCUAGAAUAUCAUAUCUCUGAUUCUUUCUCUUAAUGUAAAGAUUUAGGUGAUUCUAUUCCACAAUCUUUUAUGUAUAUAUAAAGCCAUGUACAUGACAUAGAAAAAUAUGAAUGAAAUUAUUCAAUAAUCUUAUUCCACAAUUGGAUAUGGAGACGACGGAGAUGCAAGGUGUUACCUAAUUAUGCAGUACUAUUCUGGUGGUAGUCUUAGGGAUAUACUUAAUGACCUGACAUAUGAUUGUGCAUUAAACACUCUAAUUGAUGUGUUUGACGGGCUGCAUCUAAUACAUACCCAUUUUGAACACGGUCGGAUAGUUCAUGCUAAUUUGAACCCGAAAAAUAUAGUGCUUGAUGAGGAGUGGAGAGCAGCACUUUGUGAUUUCAGCCUCACUCAUGAGGUUUCUAAAGACGAGGCAAUUUGCCAUAGCAACUACGUUGAAAGAGAAGCAAAAGGUAGGACAGAGGCAACCCAUGACAAACAAGCAGCAGAGAUAUAUGCAUUGGGAAUAAUCAUGAUUGAAGUUUUAACCAAGGAACCAAUUGGUGCACAGGAACUUGAAAAAACAGUUAGAAGGAAAAUGCAACACAAGGAGUCCAUCCGAGCGAUGAUGGUAGAGCCAAUGAAUUGCUUGACUUGACUCUCUGGUGCAUUAGUAGUGGAAGGAUAGAUCGGCCUCGAGCUUAUGAAGUCUCACACAACCUAAGACGAAUCCGAGACUCAAGUGUGUACAUGAGAAUGGCUAAAGCUGGCGAUUUACAAUCUGCUGAUCCACUAAGCCUUUUCAUGUACUGUUAUUUGAAAUAUUCUAGGACAUCUUUCCACACCAAAUACACUUCGGGAGUUCCAUGCUUGGAAAUUCUGCGAAAGUUUCGCCUAAUGGAUCAACAUCGUUUAGUUGAACAACUGAAGGAUUUGGUAGCCCGUGAUAUUGACCAAACAGCUCGUCAACACAGCAAAUUUGAAUCAUUUAAAAAGGAUGUGAUGCAUCUCUUGGAGGAACUCGAACUCAGUAUGUUAUAUUAUCUGUAUAAGAGAUGUCCAUCAUUUGAUUGGGCAAGUGAAAGAUUUGAAAAUCUGAAGGAGGGUCUUAAUCUAAUUGAUAUAACAGAG
Molecule: messenger RNA, 1632 nt
Organism: Solanum tuberosum (potato)
Lineage: Eukaryota; Viridiplantae; Streptophyta; Magnoliopsida; Solanales; Solanaceae
Product: calmodulin-binding receptor-like cytoplasmic kinase 1
Exons: 5
Coding region: 704-1159 (151 amino acids)
Biological process (GO): protein autophosphorylation
Cellular component (GO): plasma membrane; plasmodesma
Molecular function (GO): ATP binding; transmembrane receptor protein tyrosine kinase activity
Source: RefSeq, a predicted model, not a curated record